AAUGUGACAAGUGACGUUGACAGUUGGAACGAAAAUUGUGCUUGUAAUCUUCCACCUAAACAGAUUUAAAUAGAACUUUCUUAUUUAAAAUAAAAUAGUAAAAUGCCCGAUCAUUUGGGAGAUGAUAUGCGAAAAAUUAAGGAUGAAAAAGAAGAGCCAGAAAAAGAAAUAAAAGCUUUGGACGAAGGUGAUAUAGCACUUCUAAAGACUUAUGGGCAAGGACAGUAUACUAAAACUAUAAAAACGUGCGAGGAAGAUAUCCAAACUAUAAUAAAAAGAGUCAACGAAUUAACUGGGAUAAAAGAAUCCGAUACAGGUCUAGCACCACCCGCUUUAUGGGAUUUAGCGGCCGAUAAACAAACUUUACAAAACGAGCAACCUCUGCAAGUGGCACGAUGCACUAAAAUCAUCAACGCCGACACCGAUGAUCCCAAAUACAUUAUAAACGUUAAACAAUUCGCAAAAUUCGUAGUCGAUUUAGCGGAUUCUGUAGCUCCUACCGAUAUAGAAGAAGGAAUGCGAGUCGGCGUCGAUCGAAACAAGUACCAAAUUCACAUUCCUCUACCCCCGAAAAUCGAUCCCACGGUAACUAUGAUGCAAGUAGAAGAAAAACCUGACGUCACUUACAGUGAUGUGGGAGGUUGUAAAGAACAGAUUGAAAAAUUGAGAGAAGUCGUCGAAACGCCUUUAUUACAUCCAGAAAAGUUCGUUAAAUUGGGUAUCGAACCGCCCAAAGGAGUUCUUCUUUUCGGUCCCCCCGGAACCGGUAAAACCCUGUGUGCUAGAGCUGUAGCCAAUCGAACCGACGCCUGCUUCAUUCGGGUCAUUGGAUCAGAAUUGGUUCAAAAAUAUGUUGGAGAAGGUGCGAGGAUGGUUAGGGAGCUUUUCGAAAUGGCGAGAUCCAAAAAGGCAUGUCUGAUUUUCUUUGAUGAAAUCGACGCUAUCGGCGGAGCUAGAUUCGACGACGGUGCAGGGGGCGAUAACGAGGUUCAACGUACCAUGUUGGAACUUAUCAAUCAAUUGGACGGAUUUGAUCCUAGGGGUAAUAUCAAAGUACUCAUGGCAACGAAUCGUCCGGAUACUCUAGACCCCGCUCUUAUGAGACCUGGACGUCUGGAUCGUAAAGUAGAAUUCGGACUUCCGGAUUUGGAGGGCCGCAGUCACAUUUUUAAAAUUCAUGCUAGGUCCAUGUCCGUCGAAAGAGAUAUUCGUUUUGAGUUGUUGGCGAGGUUAUGUCCGAAUUCGACGGGUGCAGAAAUAAGGAGUGUCUGCACUGAAGCCGGUAUGUUCGCCAUAAGGGCAAGGAGGAAAGUCGCAACGGAAAAAGACUUUUUAGAAGCCGUCAACAAAGUCAUCAAAUCGUACGCCAAAUUUUCAGCUACACCCAGAUACAUGACGUACAAUUAAUUCAUCGUCUACAAAAAAAAAACGAUUUCGUUUUUGUAUUUUUUUUUCAUCUACCAAUAAAAUUUAAAAAAAAUUAGGUUAAUAAAAUAUUCGUUUCAA
Molecule: messenger RNA, 1506 nt
Organism: Diorhabda sublineata
Lineage: Eukaryota; Metazoa; Arthropoda; Insecta; Coleoptera; Chrysomelidae
Gene: Rpt1
Product: 26S proteasome regulatory subunit 7
Exons: 7
Coding region: 103-1407 (434 amino acids)
Biological process (GO): proteasome-mediated ubiquitin-dependent protein catabolic process
Cellular component (GO): proteasome regulatory particle, base subcomplex
Molecular function (GO): ATP hydrolysis activity; proteasome-activating activity; ATP binding
Source: RefSeq, a predicted model, not a curated record